Molecule: messenger RNA, 759 nt
Organism: Geodia barretti
Lineage: Eukaryota; Metazoa; Porifera; Demospongiae; Tetractinellida; Geodiidae
Source: the annotation of a GenBank genome assembly
AUGAACUCUGGAAAACUCUACCUCGUCGGUCUCGGGCCCGGUGACGCCGGCCACCUGACGCCGGCCGCCGCCGCCGCUAUCGCCGACAGCGAUGAGUUGGUCGGCUACCACUAUUACAUCGAGCAGGUGGCGGAACCGGCCGCCGGCAAGACGCUGCACAGCAUGGAACUAGGUCAGGAACUGGAACGCGCGGCCCUGGCCGUAGACAUUGCCUACUCGGGCAAAACGGUGGCGGUGGUCUCGUCCGGCGACGCCGGCAUUUACGGCAUGGCCGGGCCCGUGUACCGCGUCCUCACCGACCGCGACUGGGACGGCGCCGAACCCGAAGUGGAGUCGGUGCCCGGGGUGUCCGCCCUGCAAUCGGCGGCCGCGCUCCUCGGCUCACCCCUGAUGCAGGACUUUUGCGCCAUCAGCCUCAGCAACCUGCUCACCCCGUGGGAGCAGAUCCGACGCCGACUGGAGGCCGCCGCCGCCGGCGAUUUCGUGGCCGCGCUCUAUAAUCCGCGCAGCCGUCGGAGGACCAGCCAGCUCGACGAGGCUCGCGAGAUCUUCCUGGGGCAUCGGGCUCCCGGCACCCCGGUGGGCAUCGUCCGGCACGCCUACCGGCCCGAGCAGGCCGUCGCCCUGGCCGACCUCGGGGGGCUGGACGGCGCCGCCCUGGGCGUCGACAUGUUCACCACCGUGGUCAUCGGCAACUCCAACACCUAUGUUCACAACGGGCGCAUGGUCACCCCCCGGGGAUACGAGGUGAAACAGUAG